GUAGGCCUAAAAUAAAUCGAAUUCUUGAAAUCAUUCCAACAUCAGAGACAUGAGUCCAAACAGAACAUUUUCACUCAAUCAAGUGACCAGUAUCCUAGCAACGAAUGGUAUGCGCUGGGCAAGGAAGAUUCUCUACAACGUGGGAAGAUUUUUAGCUACAAUGUGGUUGUAACUUGACUCGCUGACAACAGUCUUUGGUGUGAGAAAGAACUACUGUUUAGAACUACGGAUGCUACCAUGGUCACGAAAAUAUUUCAACUGAACUAAAGGGUCUGACACUUAGACUGAGCUUUAGGCUUAAAGACAUAUGCGAGUGCCAAAGAACCCCAACACCACCCCAUCGGAGUUAGAGAGGAAGGGCAUGCAAAAUAUCCAUGCUCAACUCAGCAGACAACGAGUGCGGCUUGGUGCAGGCCAUGGGGAUGGCCUCCCCUCCCGUCGCCGACGGAACCGACCUGGACAGGAAGAGCACGCUGCGGGUUACCUCCCGCCCCACAACAGCGGACCAGGAGGGAGCAGUCAGGGCGGUUAGACGCUCAUGGGGGUCAGAGUUACGGAGAGGGAGGGGGAAUUCGGUGGAGGAGAGCGCCAAGGGGAAAGCUCGCAGGAUGUGGAAGUUCCUCAGCACUGGAAUGAAGCAGAAUGUGGACAAGAUAAGAAGCUUCAAUGUCAAGAGCGCUGUUCUCACCCAUGGCCUGCAGCACUUACGUAAUUUCCCUUGCAACGACCCUGUGCGCCACAUGACCUACGGCAAGGGGGCGGCAGGGUUCAUCAGCCUUCACAGGGAAGGCAAGGUCGUUAUGUACCACCCAGACGGGCGUCUCCGUGACCUCCCACCCGCCUCUGUCUCUGUCCCCUACAUGGGCCUAACCUCCACUCAGCUCCCUGGGCGUCUGGUGGGCUGGGGGCCCGGGGCAAGCCUCACGCUGCUGGACAGUGAGCUGCGCCCCCUAGCCAACGCUCUAGACCCUCUGGAUGUGCGGGUUUGCCAGGUCACAGAACAGUCCCUGGAGCUGGUGACAGCGGGGGCGGGGAACGUGUGUGUGUGGUGUCUGACUCACAUGGUGUGCCGGGUGAGAGUGACGGAGGGUCUUGGGCGCCACAGCGUUUUUACCCAGCUGGCAUUGGCCCCCCCAGGCCCCGAGAGGCAUCACAGGGCCUUUGUCGUUUACGGGAGAGCUGUGGUUGUUGUUGACCUCACUGCUGGGCGUGUUCUGGAGCACAAAAGGAACCUCCACCUACGGGAUAUCACUGCACUGGUGUACAGCUUUCAUCUGGACUUUGUGGUCACUGCGUCCAAAGAUGUUUCCAUCAGAGUGUGGGGUCCUGACUGGGGGCUUUGUAUGGCGUUCGUAGGACACACUGGUGAAAUAACCACUUGGUUGGGGGAAAAAACCUUCCCUAUGAUUCCAGCUAGUCAAGUCAAAUGCAACACUCUUUACGUGUGUGUGUCUGUGUGUGUGUGUGUAGGUGUGGUGACCUCUCUGGCUUGCUGUCCGGAGUCUGGCCUGCUGCUCUCUGCCUCCCUGGAUGGGACCCUGCGUUGCUGGAGCUUGGAGGGGGGGGACCAGGUCCAGUGUUUCCCCAUCGAAGGAGGGGAGCCCCCUCUGGCCCUAGGGGGUCCGAUGAAAGGGGGCACCUUCUUUACUUUCUCCCAGCAAGGAGUGGACUUCUGGACCAUCAGCAGCCUGUAUAACCUUCACUGCAGGCUGGGGGGGGACCUGGGUGGCCCCGUGAGACAGAUAGUAGUUCCCUCUUGCCCCCUGCCCUACCCCACCCGGGUGCUUUGCGUCAGCGGGGAUAGUAACGUCACGCUAGUGGCCGCCGAGACGGGGGCGGUCCUAACCUCAUUCGGUGCCGGGCAGAGGGUAAGGUGCGCCGAUUACUGCUUGCACAAAGAGAUUCUAUUGGUCCUGACGGAGGGCGGAACGUUGAUCCGGGCCAGCACGCUGACCAAUCCGGCGACGUGUGUGGAUGAGUGGAAGGCACGAGGACAGGGUCCAUGGCAGAGGGAGGAGCAGACGGAUGGGGAGGGGGAUCAGUGGAUCGCAAAGCCAGGCCCAGUCUCCUGCAUGGUGCUCUACAGCAACAUAGCCGACGGACAGAGAGCGCUAGACGAGUGGAAGAGCCUGCAGAAGCAGAGAUGCCAGAGACCCACGAACAAGAAAUCUCUUCAUGAUGCCAAGAACCGGUUCCUGGUAAUGCUGGGGCACAAUGGUGGCUGUGUGAGUGUGCUUAUGCUGGAUACAGGAAAGGUGCAGUACAUGACCCCCGCACACAACGGCCAGAAAAUCACCUCCCUGCAGGCAGACCCUGAGAACAGCUACUUACUCACAGCCGGUGAGGACAAGGCAGUGCUGGUCUGGAGGGUGUUUCCCUAUGCCCAGGAGUGUCUCAGCCUGCACUUGAACCUUUUCUGUGGGCAUCCUCCGCUCUACUUGACCCUGUUGGGGCCUCUGCUGGCCCUAGCCUUCCAGGAUCCCGAUAGCGCCACCUAUAGCCUGGUGCACUUCAGCCUGCUCAACCAGAGUCGCACUGACCAUCCGCCCAGUGAGGACCAUCUGGACUGCAUUACGGGGCUCUGUGUGUGCCAUCAGCUCCGAGUGUUUGCCUCCAGCAGUCAGGAUGGAACUGUUCGCAUCUGGGAUGAAGAUAACCGCCUCCUCAGAACCCUCCAGCUGAGUGCGGAGCCUGAGUGUCUGGCCUACAGUGGGCAGAGGGGAGAUCUGCUCCUAGGCAUCAGAGGGGACCUGUAUAGGAUCCGCUGCGCCCACCUGCUGCCACAUGACUUCCAGCUACGGCUCCUUUCUACUGAGAUGUCAGAUCCUAUCCCUGACUUGCCCAUAUCUUCCACCUCAACAAGGACAAGCAAAACCAAGACUGUGGUCUCCCCCAUACCAGAGAAACAACCCAACGGAAAGCAGGACAUGACCAAAGACCCAGAGUAUGAGGUGCUGCUGGCUCGGAACAGAGACCUGGCCUCACUCCAGGAAGGCACUACAGAGAGAAGGAAGAGGAAACCUCCCACCACGCUGAAAACCAGGAAGGAGGCCUUUGACCGCUAUAUGAGGAUCAUCUACAGCCAGCCCCUCGACAUUAAGAUUGGGGAUGAGGACAUGUUUGACCUUCAUGCAGCUCUGUUUCCUCCAAAACUGCCUGACCGUCGACCAUUCACCCCACCCACAUUAAGGAAUGGCUUCUUCCCAAACCCCAACUUGGCCAAGCCCCUGCCACCCAUAACCAAACCAGGGCAGGAUGAGGAGCUAGAGCCAGCCCCAGCACAGAGCAAUCCGGUGGGCUUCAUCCCUAACUCUGUGCUAGUGGGCCAGCUGUGGCCAGGCGUUGUGGUGGAAAACACAAUCCCCAAGCAAACAUUCAAACUGAGGGAUGAGCACGACUAUGAGGAGGAAGGUGAUAUUGAAGAAGUUCAGUUUCUGGUGUAUGAGAGCGAUGAGGACAUAGGUUCCCCCAUACAGCUGGUGAAGAGCCCUCAGAAAGAGAAGAGCCCCCCACCUCCCACUCCAGAGAAGCCAGCCUAUGUAAUGAGGCCUCCAAAGGCUGUCCCUCCCACUAAGAUACCCAAACUGCCGACCCCACCUCCCCCUAGAACCCCAACACCACCCUGCACACCCACCCCCGAGAUCCCAGAAUUCCUUAAACAGUUUGUGGAGGAGGACUGGUUCAAGGAUAUCUACCAAGACCAAAGGUGUAUCGGGCAGUCCCUGUGUGCUGAGGAGUUCUCCAUGCAGAUUCUGGACCACAUGCAGAGUUGUGGUGCCCAACUAAAGAUGAGGAUCCUGAGCGCGCUGAUCACUCUACGCAGACAGGGGGAGCUAGGUAACACAGACAAGCUCAGCAAGGGGCUUAUGGGUUCUCUACGCAACAACACCUCAUCAAAUAUGUCCGAUGAGGAGCAGCGAGUGGUGAGUGAAAUACUCAACCUGUUGUUGGUGUGUCUUGGUCCUGAAAGCCAUGAGAUCAUUGUGGAGCUCCUCACUCUACUGGCCCACAAAGAACUGGGACUACAGAAAACAGUGAUGUGCCUGCUGCAGGUGAUGGGCGUGGAGGACGCUGACCCGUGGCUGGCCAUGGAGAUGGAUCCCUGGGACUCCAUGGUCCAGGACCUUCCUGAUUCCUGGAAGAGCCUGGGAGAGAUGGCUGCAGAGUGGCUGCACUCCUGGACCUCAAAAUACAAGGGCCAGAACAGUUCUUUGUUCCUGAAGAAUGCAGGGAAGAACCUCUUCACCCCAGUGGAUGUGCUCAACUACUUCUGCUCUGUCAAAAAGGAUAUGUUUUUAAAGGCACAGACUGUCCCACCAGAGGGGCGCAAAGACACAGUAUUGCGUCUCCCUGAUUCCUCCAGCUCUAAGCCAAUACAACGUCUUGGAGAGACCUACAGCAUGUCCAGGAUACGCAAGCCUCCAGGUGUAAUCUUGCCCCCUCUCCCAAACCGCCCUGUCCUCAUGGGCUUCACCCCAUUCCUCACCCUGCCCCUGCCGAGGGUCAGCCUGUCCCCCUUUCCAUUCCCUGUGGACCAGCACUGUUUGAAGGCCUCCCCGCGACGCUACUUCAUCCUGGAGCGCUCCUAUGUACACUACUAUAGAUGACACAGUAUAGAUGACACAGCCUCCCAGGCAGCAAAUUAUUAUUCCCCGCACCCAAGAUUUUUCCCUUUCCCCGACAAAGACCAACCAAACAGAUACUCUUUUUUGAAUAAAAAAUCUAUUGUAUAGAUCUUUUUUAUGGUAUAUCACGUGAUUCACUCAAUACAAAUAAAGUUUGAAUGACUGUAAACGUCUGUAAAAAUUAAACUGUUGUGUGUUGUUCCAUGGACAGUAUGGAUGCGAUAUGAACUGAUAGGCCAGAGAUAUUUUUUCAUUGUUUGCUUUAAUAUAAAUAUAAGCUUAUUUUGCAGUUUGGAAAAUAUACAGUACGGUGCAAAAGUUUU
Salvelinus fontinalis (brook trout) is the source of this 4948-nucleotide messenger RNA. RefSeq names its product WD repeat domain 97 (gene wdr97). The transcript has 21 exons. The record is from RefSeq and is a predicted model, not a curated record. Lineage: Eukaryota; Metazoa; Chordata; Actinopteri; Salmoniformes; Salmonidae. The coding region runs from base 375 to 4607 and encodes 1410 amino acids. Gene Ontology annotation, molecular function: protein binding.